This is a messenger RNA of Protopolystoma xenopodis, 1557 nucleotides long. The record is from the annotation of a GenBank genome assembly. NCBI's taxonomy places the organism in Eukaryota, Metazoa, Platyhelminthes, Monogenea, Polystomatidea, Polystomatidae.
AUGAAAAGAAACAAGAGGCACUCCUUGGAGUCAAACAAUAUACAUAGAGAAAUGUCUCCUACCUUGGAGUCGAAUUCUGAUGGAGAAGUCGAUAAAGGAAUAAGGGUAAAUAGAAAACGAAAAAAGGAAGAUAAAAAUAGGAAAUCAUCAGAAUCGAAUGAAGCAUUUUCAAAGCUAAAUAAGCCAAAUUGUGAAGCAUUAAGUCAGCGGAUUGAUAGUUCUGAAGAUCAAGAUGAGAUUAAUUCAGUGCAUCCAAUAGUUCAAAUGCAUUUCUCACAUAAUGUUGAUCCGGAAGAAGUUGUAUUUAAAAGAGAUAAAUUAGCAACUAAUGAUAUCGAAAUAUACAGAGGGAAGAAUAGAGUAAAAGAAGGAAGAGUAAAGACAUUUAAUGAUGAAGCAUUUAAUUAUUCUAAAGCAAAAAGAAAGAGAAACAAGUUUAUUGCUGAUCCACAGUUGUCUACUGAUCUAUGUGCAAAUUCAGGAAUGGAGCAGAAACCGUAUGAAUCCAGUAAAGCCGAUAACCGCAUAUCUGAUUAUUCAGCGAAUGAUGUGAAACCUGAUCAAAUGAUAAAUGAAAACUCGAAGCAAACUAAACAGUCUUUUCACCAUUCCAAUAAGGCGAGUCCGAUCCAUGUUAAUAAGAAUAAGGGCGACAUGCAGGAUGUGUCAAAUGUGUCAUAUUUAGACAAUAAAAAUCCAUCGAAAUCACAAGAGCGGCAGCAUAAAGAUUCAGAAGGUCAGGGUACGUCUUACAGGAAAAGCGCCUUAGGCAUUACGCAGAAAAUACAUCAGCAAGAAGAUUCUUCAGCAAACGAUCCUAAUUUGGAUUCAAAAUCGGUGAGACGAAUUAAAAAAUCAAAAUCAGCAUUGGGGUCGUUUAAUAGUCUGCUAUAUCAUGCGAACCGAGCGACACCAUUGGAGUCGGUAGAAAAAGUUAACCUCUCUAAGGGUUUGCUGAAGAAGACGGACGAGUUGAAGAAAAUGACUCCAGUACAGCCAUCGAAGUCAGUUGCUUUAAAGAAAAAAUCGUCUUCAUCUGAUUCAGAAACAGAUUCAGAGGAGGCAUUGAGACCUUCAGGAAAGAAAGCAAUUAAUGUAGCAAGUUCGGCUGUAUGUAUUUCUAAAGGCGUUGUCGGUCGCAAACAGCCAAUUCCUCAAAAAGAAACUUCUUCCGAGACUGAUUCUGACUCUGACUCUGAUUCAAAUUGCAAAGUAAUGAAGUCAGUAGAAAAAGUUAACAACCUCUCUAAGGGUUUGCUGCAGAAGACGGACCAGCUCAAGAAGAUGACUCCAGUUCAGCCAUGGAAGCCAGUUGAUUUAAAGAAAAAAUCGUCUUCAUCUGAUUCAGAAACAGAUUCAGAGGAGGCAUCGAGACCUUCAGGAAAGAAAGCAAUGAAACUAGCAAGUCAAGCUGUAUGUGUUUCUAAAGACGUUGUCGGUCGCAAACAGCCAAUUCCUCAAAAGGAAAGUUCUUCCGAGACUGAUUCUGACUCUGAUUCAAAUAGCAAAGUACUGAAGUCAGUAGAAAAAGUGAAGAAGAAGAUGACUCCAGUGCAC